GCGCUGUGGGUUGGGAGGCGGAUGAUUGAACUUGUCUUUGUCUGGCAGCUGAAGAAUAAGACCAGUACUUGUGGCUAAUCCCAUUUUUUUCUUCAAGGAAUAUAUAGGAGGUAACUGUGAUCCAAGAUGUGCGAUCAAGAGCUAGAAGUAGAAGUUAUCGAGGAGAUUCUGGAGGAAGAGGCAGAGACGCAGCAAGAGGAAGAAGAAGCUGUUCCUGAAGUCGAAGAACCCCCGGUUUCAACAGCUGAAGAGCCUGCAGAAGAUGCCGAGUCUCCAGCUGUGGAUGAAGAUAUGACAGAUGAAUCCAAACCUAAACCAAAGCUGUUUGCACCACCGCUGACUGUGCCAAAGAUACCUGAGGGAGAAAAAGUCGACUUUGAUGAUAUCCACAGGAAGCGUCAGGAGAAGGAUCUGACUGAGCUGCAAUCUCUGAUCGAGGCCCACUUCAUUCAGAGAAAGAAGGACGAGGAGGAGCUCAUCGCUCUCGUUAACAGGAUUGAGAAGCGUCGUGCUGAGAGAGCUGAGCAACAGAGGAUCAGAACCGAGCAUGAGAAGGAGAGGCAGAAUCGGCUUGCUGAAGAAAAGGAGAGGAAGGAACAGGAAGAGGCCCGCAGGAAGCAGGACGAGGACGCCAAGAAGAAGAAGGCUCUCACAAACAUGACUCAGCAGUACUCUGGCUUCCAGCAGAGGCAAGACGGAAAGCGGGGAGCGAAGAAGCAGACGGAGAGAGAGAAGAAAAGAAAGAUCCUGGCGGAGAGGAAGAAACCUCUCAACGUCGAGCGUCUCAACGAGGACAAACUGAAGUAA
Neolamprologus brichardi is the source of this 807-nucleotide messenger RNA. Lineage: Eukaryota; Metazoa; Chordata; Actinopteri; Cichliformes; Cichlidae. The record is from RefSeq and is a predicted model, not a curated record.